UUGUGCGGUGACCAUGACGUCGGCAACGGGGUCCGAUCUCGGGGUGGGUGCUCUCGCUGUCCUCCGGGGCCUCCACUCCGCCUCACCCUCCCGCCGUCUCGUCCCGUUCUCCCCCUCCCUCCCGUCCCCUCGCAGUUCCUCGUCCCCUUUCCCGUUCCUGUUCCCUUGCUGCAACUCGUAGUGGUACCGCUACUGGUACUGCCCUGCCUCCCUACCCCUCCUCCUCCUUCGCCUGGGUGCGCUGGUUGCUCUUGCAAGCUUGCUUGCGAGCAGGUGUCCUUGGGUGUCAGCGUUUAUCGCAGUAUCAGCAGCAGGCUGCUCUCGUUGGAGUGAUCGGGCUUCUUCUUCUUCUUCCACUCUGCCUGUAAUUUUCAGUUGUAGUGAAAGAGAGAGUGAGAGUGAGUGUGUGUGAGUGUGUGUGUGUGUGCUCCGCACCCUCGCGUCGCGUCGUGUCGUACCGUAUCGCAUCCAUUGCUGUGUGCUUGGCGCCCCACGCGCAGGGCAGGGCAAGGCCAGGCGAGGCAAGGCGAGGCCGCGGCGCGACGCGUCCCAUUGCCGUGAGACAGCACCCCACAACCAAGCAAGUAAGCAAGGGAGGGAGGAAGGGAGGGAGGGAGGCACACCGUGUGUGGGCUUGCGUUGGUCAUCUCUUCCCUCUUCCUCUUCCUCCUUUGGGAACUUCCACCUCGUGCCUUGCAAUUGGUUGCUUCUUUGCCAGGGUUUGAUCCCCGUGUUCGCUGAGUGUGGUGAGGUGGUUUGCUUUGUGUGAGUGAGUUUGUAGUGUCUCUGGGUUGGGUUUGGGUUUGUUUGCGUUGGGGGUGAGACAGGUUUUUGGUUGAAGAUAGAGUGGACAAGUUUGAGUUGGGUGCGGAGAGUGAGAGCGAGAGAGUGAGAGUGUGUGUGGGACAGAAGGAGUGAGUGGGGGAAGUUGCGAUGGAUCAUCUGGACAUUCCCGGCAUGCACGACCACGACCGGUACGAACUCGUGAAGGACAUUGGGUCGGGCAAUUUUGGGGUCGCCAGGCUCAUGCGUGACAAGAAGACGCGAGAGCUCGUUGCGGUGAAGUACAUCGAGCGUGGGGAGAAGAUUGACGAGAAUGUUCAGCGGGAGAUUAUUAAUCAUCGGUCGUUGCGGCAUCCCAACAUAGUGCGGUUCAAGGAGGUUCUGUUGACACCAACUCAUUUAGCCAUCGUGAUGGAGUAUGCUGCUGGUGGAGAACUGUUCGAGCGAAUUUGUAAUGCAGGUCGGUUCAGUGAAGAUGAGGCCAGAUUUUUCUUUCAGCAGCUUAUUUCUGGAGUGAGCUACUGCCACUCCAUGCAAAUUUGCCAUCGUGAUUUGAAAUUGGAAAACACUUUGUUGGAUGGAAGUCCUGCGCCUAGGCUGAAAAUCUGUGAUUUUGGGUAUUCAAAGUCGUCUUUGUUGCACUCGCAACCCAAGUCGACCGUGGGAACACCUGCCUACAUUGCUCCAGAGGUCCUGUCGAAGAAAGAGUACGAUGGCAAGAUUGCCGAUGUGUGGUCGUGUGGAGUGACCUUGUACGUGAUGUUAGUGGGGGCAUAUCCGUUUGAGGAUCCCGAUGACCCAAGGAAUUUCAGGAAAACCAUUGGGCGUAUCUUGAGCGUGCAGUACUCCAUCCCCGACUAUGUGCACAUUUCCGUGGAGUGCAGGCAUUUGCUGUCUAGGAUAUUUGUUGCUAACCCAGCCAAGAGAAUCAACAUCCAAGAAAUUAAGAACCACGAGUGGUUUUUGAAAAAUUUACCUGCAGACUUAGUAGACCUGGCUGAUAGGAGUUACGACUUUGAGGACCCGAAUCAUCCCCCACAGAGCAUCGAAGAGAUCAUGCGCAUCAUUGGCGAAGCUAGAGAGCCAGGAGCAGGUGCACCAGGAAAUUAUUUUGGUGAUCCGUUAGAUGACAUGGAUGUGGAGAACGAUGUGGACCCCGAUAUCGAUAGCAGUGGGGAGUUCGUAUGUGCAAUGUAGGGUAGCAGUUAGAGCGACGGGGCAGGUUGUCAUCUAAAAUUGGGUUAGAUAUUAGGAGGUUAAAUGAUGGUGUAUUCAAGAUUGGACGGUGUAGUUAAAUGAAGUGAGUUUCCUUUGCGUUUUCACUUCCAUCUGUGGAUAGUUUUACUGCACCAACUCUUUGAGAUUCCAGGGAAGUAUUUCUGAGGACCAAAUGAUGGUCACUGUGUUCUUCGAGUUAACUCCAAGAAUGAUUCAAUGUUGAAGAUGCAGUGUACAAGCAUCUAUUUGAAGAUGACUUUCUUGGUUGACGAAGUUGCUGUUGGGUGGAGAUCAUCUAGCGCUUUUGAAUUUUCAAGAAGUCCAGGCUCCACUUGUGGUUUUGGAGAAGCUUGUGUACGUGUGAGGUAGAAGGGUGAUUUGGCCAGAUGCGGUUAAGGGUGUUACACUGGUAGUAUAGAAACUUUUUAAAUUCCGGUUACCUCCAGCAGUCUCUUUGUUCUAUAGUUUUGUUGAGUUAGUUUAGGAAGAGCCGGGUGUUUUUUGGACAGCCCCAUAUAAUAUAAAUUAUUGGCUCAGGUUAACUGAGUUAACCUUCUAGCACAACUCUUUUUUUA
This is a messenger RNA of Physcomitrium patens, 2576 nucleotides long. Its product is annotated as serine/threonine-protein kinase SRK2A-like. Gene Ontology annotation, molecular function: protein serine/threonine kinase activity; ATP binding. NCBI's taxonomy places the organism in Eukaryota, Viridiplantae, Streptophyta, Bryopsida, Funariales, Funariaceae. The record is from RefSeq and is a predicted model, not a curated record. Gene Ontology annotation, biological process: protein phosphorylation.